Messenger RNA from Nymphalis io (European peacock), 2789 nucleotides. Its product is annotated as trypsin-1-like. The transcript has 8 exons. The record is from RefSeq and is a predicted model, not a curated record. Gene Ontology annotation, molecular function: serine-type endopeptidase activity. Lineage: Eukaryota; Metazoa; Arthropoda; Insecta; Lepidoptera; Nymphalidae. The coding region runs from base 666 to 1676 and encodes 336 amino acids. Gene Ontology annotation, biological process: proteolysis.
UUGAACGUGUUGCGGAAAUGCUGCCGAGACGGCGCUAUGAUUUCACUUUCAUUUAUCAGUGUGGAAAAUCCAGCACCUGCGAUCUUAUGAUAUCGUGAGAGAUGAUAGGGUCAUGAUGUAGAUGUCUAUCAUUUUAUACUUUUCAUUAUAUUAAGGCUGUUACACAAAAAUAUAUACAGGUGAAAAUUAAAUUCUAUUUACUUACACUGAAAGAUAAAUAUACAUCGAUAUCAUGAGAUGAGUAUCUAAUAGUGUUUGCGACAAAUCAAAAUUACUUAGAAAUAGGAAAGACAACAUUAUUUUGUAUUUGCAUUGUGAUUAAAAUAGGUUUUAAUUGGUAAGUAUCGUUUAUGUACAACCUUAUUUUAAGAUAACGAUAACAUGAGACAGCUGUGUAUUAUGCAUAGUUGUGGUGGUAACGGCGGUGGGGCUUAUUAUUUUGGUUCGAAGAGAAAGUUCGCGAUGUGGUGGCCGAAGACCCCAGCUCGCAGAGGAUUCCGCGCGGCCGCGGCCGACAGCGCCAGUCGGCCAGCGAUUUGUUUGCGAAAUAUCCAAAUAAUGCCAUUGAAUCAUUGCUGCCGAAUUCGACAGUAAGCGCGCGCGCGGAGAUGCCGCGCAAAUAAAUACGCGCCGACUCAAAAUAUCGCGACACCCGAACAACGACAAUGUGCCCAUGGAGAUCAGUGGCUAUAUUUUGUGUGCUCCUUAUAUUAGCUCUUUCAGAGGCUAGGAAAAUAAAUCCACAGGACGCUAUACUUGAUAACCAUGUAUCCACUGGGAACAGAUCAUCACGAUUUCUUUUCGACUCUUUCUUCGGCUUGGAGGUACCUCUCUUAGAGGAGCAGAGCGUGGAAGAUGACGAAGAAGACCUUCAGGUCAGGAACUGCUCGUGUGAGUGCGGAAAAGCGAAUCCACUUCCUAGAAAGAUAGAAUGCAGUGGGCCGAACCAGGAGAAUCGUAUAGUAGGCGGCGUAGCAGCAGGUCUCAACCGGUACCCGUGGAUGGCACGGCUGGUUUAUGAUGGUCAGUUCCACUGUGGGGCAUCAUUAUUGACGAAGGAGUAUGUUUUGACAGCGGCUCAUUGUGUUAGGAAACUUAAACGAUCCAAAAUUCGAGUGAUUCUGGGUGACCACGACCAAACGAUAACGACGGAAAGCGCUGCUAUCAUGAGAGCAGUCACUGCCAUCGUCCGACACCGCAGCUUCGAUGCUGAGUCCUACAACAACGACAUUGCUUUGUUAAAACUUCGGAAACCCGUCACCUUCUCGAAAAUCAUCAAACCAGUGUGUCUUCCACCAGCGAGCGUAGAUCCAUCAGGGAAGGAAGGCAUUGUAGUUGGCUGGGGACGUACGUCUGAAGGUGGUCAGUUACCUGCCAUCGUGCAGGAGGUGCGUGUUCCGAUCCUAUCGCUUACGCAGUGUCGUGGCAUGAAGUAUCGAGCCUCACGCAUUACUAACAACAUGCUUUGCGCGGGUCGAGCUUCAACGGAUUCCUGUCAAGGUGAUAGUGGCGGGCCGUUGUUGUUACAACAAGGAGAUAAAUUUCAGAUUGUGGGUAUUGUUUCAUGGGGUGUGGGGUGUGGUAGACCUGGCUAUCCCGGCGUGUACACUCGAAUAACUCGCUACCUCCCCUGGUUGAGAGCGAAUUUACGAGACACGUGUCUCUGUGGUACAUAAUAUAUUUGUAUUUGUUUAUUUAUUGGCAUAGAUAAACUAUAAUAUUAUAUAUGUAUUAUAUAACGUGAUUUAAGUAUCAUUAUUUAAUAUUUAUGAAUACUAUACAAAUCCUCUAAUAGUCAUAAGUAUAUUUUAGUGUGCUAUGUCAUAUAUAAUGGCAAUUUUAUUUAACUAAAAUUUUGAAUAUUUUUCCAUUAUUUAAUUUAUUUUGUCCAUUACUAUGAUUAAGAAACAUUUUGUAAAAGUCACAAAGUCUAGUUUAAGUUUUUUUGUUAAUUUUUUCAAGAUGUUACUAGUAAGUAAGCUGUUAAUUAUUUAACUUUUAACAAUAGCUGGUUAUAAAAUUAAGAAACAUAAAAUGGUAAUACCUAGUACUAUUAUUUAAAACUCCACUUAUGUUCUGCAUACCUCAUCCUAAGACUUUAAUAAUUUAAUGCUCAAUUAAAUAUUAUUUAGCAGACAUCAAAAGCAAAAGUAAAAAAUAAGACAAUAGAAUAAAUAAAUAUUUCUAUAAGUUACUUAAAUUCUUUAUAAACUGAGUAAUAUAUUAACACAGCCAAGUUUUAUGAAUCAUAAAUUUUAUAAUAAAAAAUAUUCUUAUUCCUUUUUCAAAUAUUAUAAAUACGUUUGAAAAUAAAAUUGAAAAUCAUAUUAAGAACUAAAAUAUUGCUUCUUUUAUUUGUUACACGAAAGUAGUUUUUAGUAUUUGUAAGUAAUUUAAUAAUUGUAUAUAUAAUAUAAAGGCCGGUGGUGCAGAUUACCAAUAGAUAUUAAGCGACUGUAGACGACUACCUACGUGUUCAAUGUUUUAUUUGUAUAUAAAAUAUUAAGGGACUAAGUUUUAUAUAGUUUUGUAAAUAUAAUUGUGAUAAAGUUUAUAACAUUUAUGUCAUUAAUUGCAUAUCCAUUGAAAUCAUCAUCAUUAUUAUCAUCACCAUUAACGUUAUAAUUAUCAAUGUUUCAAUCAUAGUUCUUAUAUUACCUGUCUUUAUCAAUUAUACAGAUGUUCAUAUUUUUUUCCUACUGACUCUCAUCAUCAUGAUAAUAUUCUAUCAUCAUAAUUGCUAUUAUCAUUAUUUAACAUUAAUUUUAAUCAUUAACUCUGAAUAUCAA